AUGGCUGGCCGUGCGCUGUUGGUGUGCGCCCUCUGCGUGCUGUGCUGCGCCGCCGGCGGGGGCUGGGCGUGGGACCACCUGUGCCCUGGAUAUGGAAAGGAGCAGUUGAACGUAACAGAGGACGGUGGGUGGAAGUUCUGCACUUACAACGAAACCUUUGCGGCGACCACGACAAAUAAAACUGCUGCAACUGCCGGUGUUUCCGCGAGUGUCGGCGGAAAAGGGCAGGCUGCCGUAAGUGCCGACGGUGCUGUGGGAGGAAAAGUGCCGGGUUCCGACGCGUCCUCUGGGAACUCAAGUGGGACGGAUGUGCGGAGCCCACCGGCAGCGCCACCUUCAUCCCCUCCUCAAGUGCCUCCCUCACCUCCUACCGGACAGGGAGUUGGGCAGGCCCAGAGCACGACCGAAGGUGUGCCAAAGGAGAGAAAUGAACAGGAAACGGCUGCACUACUUGAAGGUGCCCAAGCGAAUCGGUCGAAUGAAAGUUCAAAGCAAUCGCCUGCGAACUCUUCGCCCCCCGCUGAGGACGAAGGUGCUGCCGUCGGCGGCGGGCCGACUCAAGAGGGCACGGUGGGGAAGGGCGUUGCGGCUUCACCGCCUGAGAGCGCGGUGCAACAAAACCCGGUCCAGCGUGGCAACACUUCCGCCGCUACGGCAGUCGCUGGGGGUGCUUCAGAGGCGGCAGAAGACACUGCCGGUGACGAGGGAAGUAAUAACUCCGGGAGUAACAGCGGCAGCGGACCCGCGACGCGGCCGCAGCCGGAGAGUUCCGUGGCGGCAACCGAGGCUGGUGAUGCACAACAAAAGGAGCUGCCCACCUCCCAAAGCCAAACGGAAAAGAGUGGCGGCGGUGAAGAACAAGCCGCUCAGCCGGCAGCGGGGGAGGCUGCUCAAGCGGCGACCACCACCAACUCGACGAGUGCAGCGAAGGCGUCGCCCGGCGACAGCGACGGCAACAGCGACGGCAGCAGCACCGCGGCCUCGCACUCCGCCUCCCCCCUUGCGCUGCUUCCUCUGCUUGCGUGUGCGGCUGCCGCUGCGGUGCUGGCCGCGUGA
Messenger RNA from Trypanosoma conorhini, 1056 nucleotides. RefSeq names its product mucin-associated surface protein (MASP). Lineage: Eukaryota; Euglenozoa; Kinetoplastea; Trypanosomatida; Trypanosomatidae. The coding region runs from base 1 to 1056 and encodes 351 amino acids. The transcript has a single exon. The record is from RefSeq and is a predicted model, not a curated record.